AUGUCCACCGUAUCUAACAGCCAAUUAUUAGCCACAACAAAACGUGAUUUUCAUGAAAUCGUGCAGCAGCUUUUUCCAAAGACCCAAGAGCCUAUAGAGCCGCAAAAUUAUAGGAGCGGUACCUCUCGGCAGUCGAACAGUUAUACACUUCUCCACGAGGAAGAACAACAUCUAGCAGAUCACAUAGCAGUCCUCGCCCAAGCCAAGGAGGGCGCAACUGGUGUGUCGGCAGCUAUGAUCGAAGAGUGCGAUAGCCGAGAUUCGUCAUCGCUAACCAUUCGAAUUGCAUCAAACGAAACGCCUUUACCAAAAACCGUGGAUGAAUUGUGCAGAUGUUUAGAUAUAGUGGAGGAAGCUGCUCGUGCAGAAACGGAUGAGCACAAAGAUACUCACAAAUCAAAUCUCCUCAUGCAAAUUAUCAAGCUGAGCAAAAGUCGUCUGCGACGUCGCAUCGACCUACAAAAGAAUCGAGGUGGCAAAGUCAGACCUUCGCUUUUCGACAGGGUUGAAUCAUUGCGAUGUAGACUUUUGGUAUUAGAGACCAAUGUUGACAAACCCUCUCUGCGAAGUUCUCUUUGUGUCAAUCUUUCAGAAUUGUGCCAGAAGAUUGAAAGCUUUACUUUCUCUUCUGAAGACAGACAAACGGAUCAAUUAACCGCAGUAAUCCUAGCUGCGCACAAAGUGUCGACGACUGCCAAUAAUCCAUCACUUGAAAGUCAGCUCCAAAUGAAAGGCAUUGACUUUGAUCUCAGUCAUCGCCGCACUGUCUUCCAAAUCGACAAGAUAAGCAGAUACCUAGACAUUAGUAACGACCUGGUAGACUUUUCUUGGAAAAUCAGGUAUAAUGGUUCAUUUCGCAACAUCCGCUUGGAAGUGUGCACUGCACCCAAAGCUCAUUAUCACAAUGAUCAAAUUCUGCAUGUUCAUAGUAAAAUACAACUCAUCUCUUUCUAUGAGCAAUAUCCUGCGCGUUUGCAUCCAAGGUGCAUAGGAUCUAGUAAGUCGGCUUGCUUUCUAUGCGACUUAUUCAUUAGAAAACAUAAAUUAUACCGUAUUUCGCAUUCGCACGGCAGACUGUAUCCAAAAUGGACGGUACCAGAAGGAGAUUACGUAAAUGAAGAGAUGAACCUGAGGUUUAGUGAGAUUUUGAAAGACAUGAGUCAGGAAAUGCUGCAGAUCAAAAGGACUUUCGUCAGACGACCCGGGUAUGAAGGAAAUGGUGCAGAGAGCAGAUUACAUCUGUUGAUACUCUUGUGGAACUUCAAUCCGAUUUCAAGCCGUAUAACGGAAAUGAGAGCUUCUUUGAGGUCAGAAACUUCGUUAAAAAUUGCCGUUGUUUAUAAGUCUCAGUCUGAGCUUUCCGAAGCCCCAAAAGCCACAAUGAAGACCACAUGCCAAGCUUAUGAUCUUCCACCAAAGACGACUACCAGUUCGACUGUCGUAGCAGGAGUUUUGAACGGACUUAGUACCACUCUCGAGUCAGGGGUUAUCCCAGGUUCCAACUCGGCACCUUCCAUUUACUCAAAUUCACCGCACCCAAGUCCCUUAUACGAGUGCCACCCACAAGACCUCCAUAUUACAAUCGUUAUCUCACCCGAUAACUCCCUAGACACAAUUGUCCUCUCCAUCGGUAAAGUUGAAUACAUAUUUGAUAUUUGCGAUAUGGAAUUUGUAUAUCUCAAUAUCAAACCAACAAAGCAAAUUGAUGUACUGAAAGGAAGAGAGCGAUUGCAAUGUAAAGGAUUAGCUAAAGGAAACCAUGAAGAACUCCGACUUAUAGAUGUCAGAGGUUCUGAACUUGAUGGCGAACUCGUGCUCGCCGGCAAAGAUUCGGAUUCAAAGGAAGUGGAGUUUUCUGUGAAUGAUGGGGGAGAAUGUAACAUCUGUGUCAAGAUUAUAUGGGCUGUAUAG
Messenger RNA from Botrytis fragariae, 1911 nucleotides. Its product is annotated as putative zf-mynd domain-containing protein. The transcript is spliced from 2 exons. Bases 1 to 1911 code for a protein of 636 amino acids. Lineage: Eukaryota; Fungi; Ascomycota; Leotiomycetes; Helotiales; Sclerotiniaceae. The record is from RefSeq and is a predicted model, not a curated record.